Molecule: messenger RNA, 344 nt
Organism: Clunio marinus
Lineage: Eukaryota; Metazoa; Arthropoda; Insecta; Diptera; Chironomidae
Source: the annotation of a GenBank genome assembly
AUGAUGUUUAUGAUAGUUUUAUUCUUUUUUUCAUCAGUGGUAUUUGUAUCGCCAUCUCCAAUUUUUAAGAAAGGAUUUGCGCGACCAUAUCCAGUUAUACAACCAUAUCCGGUAUUUCAACCAUAUCCCGUUUAUCAUCCUUAUCCAGUGGGGGUACCAGUAUAUCCAUCUUACCCAUAUCCAGGCUUUGGUUACGGAGGAUAUGGUGGAGCUAGCAGUUACAGUUCAUCUCAAAGUUUCGGAUUCUUCCACGGAUAAUAUUUGCGCGGUAACAUUUUAGUUGGACAUUAUGAGAUUAUCAUAACAUUCUUGAAACAAGUUAGGUGUUAUAAGUCACAAUAAAU